AUGGCAUCUGCGAGCGAUGUUCUUACCCUCAUUAGCUCUUUGACACUCCGUCUGAGCAUAUGGAUCUUCCUGCGAUGGAUACCCACAACAAUCGUACCUGCACUUGCGACCGCCCUCACGCUCGUCUACAUCCCCUCCUUCUUCACCAGCUUCCAGGACACGGCACAAUACAAGGUCAUAUCCGAUGAACUCGACAUCAUCGUGAAGGAGACUGUCGGUGGACGCGGCGAUGACUCCAGCGAAGAAGUACAGCUCAUUGACGGUGCCGAUGAUGAGCCGCUGAAAGAGCUUGACGUCCAAGAGACUGUCCAAUAUGAGGAAAGGGAACCCAAGGUGCUGCGUACACUGCUCACUGGGCUCCCGAGUCCUUCAUCAGCCAUGUGGAGCUGGAUCACCUUUGGCAUCAACAUGGCCUUGAUUGCAAUGGCCUUGGACGUCGUCUAUCGCGCUCCGUUACUCCACCAAUGCCAUGAUGCGAGCUUUGCACGCGUCGGCUACGUCUCGGAGAACAGCGCAAAGAUCUUGGUGCGAGAGCCGUACGCGUUUGACGUGAAGGUCCUCUAUCGCUCCAUCGAUGGAACCGAACGGUCGUGGAUGCACAAGACCCAUCGCGCCAGCCAACCCGAGUAUUGGCUCACCAACGAGACCGACUUCACGACCGUUAUGAACAUCGAACACCUGCGACCCGAUCUGCCUUACGAGUACAUCGUCGAGACUUCGCGCGGAAACAUAUCAGGCACCUUCACAACUGCUCCGAAACCAGGUCGCAUAUCGAUGCUCAAGGACAACAAAUACACUUUCGUACACUCGAGCUGCAUCAAGCCUCGCGUCCCGUACACUCCCUUCCAGCACCCUCUCGAAUUCCCCGGCAUGAAGCACCUAGCGCGCUGGCUACCAGAGCUCAAGCCCUACUUCAUGCUGUUUCUCGGUGACUUCAUCUACGUGGAUGUGCCACACCGUCAGGGUAGUGAUGUCGAAACAUACCGACGCGAGUACCGACAGGUCUACUCUUCGCCAUCGUGGCCGGCAGUGAGCGAGAACCUGCCAUGGAUCCACGUCAUUGACGACCAUGAGAUUCACAAUGACUGGAACAGCAACAUGACGGGUGUAGCAGUCCCAGCCUACGACGCCUUCACGCACUACAACGCCGCGCCCAAUCCUCCUCCUCAUCGCGAAGGCGUCACUUACUACUCGUUCACACAGGGCCCAGCAGAGUUCUUCCUCCUCGACACCCGACGAUACCGUACCCCCGCGAGCAAAGACGCUUCCGACCCCACAAAAACUAUGCUUGGUGCCCAGCAGCUCUCGGAUUUACUGGACUGGAUACAUAAACUACCACCUCCGGGCGUUCACUGGAAGUUCAUUGUCACGGGUACACCCUUCACAAAGAACUGGCAAUUCGGGUCGGAAGACACAUGGGGCGGGCAUCUAUAUGAGCGCAGACGUAUCCUGGAAGCUGCAUGGGACCUCUCUUCUGCGCACGACAUCGGCGUCGUAGUCCUCAGCGGUGAUCGUCACGAGUUCGCUGCUACGUCCUUCCCACCACCGAAGGAUGGCAAGUGGCCUACGAGCGCUACGGUACACGAGUUCAGCACCAGUCCGUUGAGCAUGUUCUAUCUACCCUUCCGGACAUACAAGGAGACAGAUGACGAGGAUGUAUGCCUCAAGUACCUUCCUGACGGUAACAGCAAGUUUGGUGCUGUAGAGAUUACGACACCUGAACACGGAGAGCAGAGCUUUGUUAACUACAGGCUGUUCAUCGAUGGAAACGAGGCUUGGACGCACAGUAUCAGCACACCACCGGGGAGGAGUGGAAGUCAUAGGGCGAAGGACGCUGUCUGGGGAUAG
Alternaria ventricosa is the source of this 1848-nucleotide messenger RNA. RefSeq lists its product as uncharacterized. Bases 1 to 1848 code for a protein of 615 amino acids. The record is from RefSeq and is a predicted model, not a curated record. The transcript has 2 exons. Lineage: Eukaryota; Fungi; Ascomycota; Dothideomycetes; Pleosporales; Pleosporaceae.